Dipodomys ordii (Ord's kangaroo rat) is the source of this 1548-nucleotide messenger RNA. RefSeq names its product hydroxyprostaglandin dehydrogenase 15-(NAD) (gene Hpgd). Gene Ontology annotation, cellular component: cytoplasm. The coding region runs from base 71 to 886 and encodes 271 amino acids. NCBI's taxonomy places the organism in Eukaryota, Metazoa, Chordata, Mammalia, Rodentia, Heteromyidae. The transcript is spliced from 7 exons. Gene Ontology annotation, molecular function: oxidoreductase activity, acting on the CH-OH group of donors, NAD or NADP as acceptor. The record is from RefSeq and is a predicted model, not a curated record.
GCGGGCGGGCGCAGAGACGCACAGCCGGCCGGCCCUCCUCGCCCAGCGCGCGCCCCAGCCUCGCCCCGCCAUGCAUGUGAACGGCAAAGUGGCGCUGGUGACCGGCGCGGCGCAGGGCAUCGGCAGAGCCUUUGCAGAGGCGCUGCUGUUCAAGGGGGCCAAGGUGGCGCUGGUGGACUGGAACCUAGAGGCAGGUGUCAAGUGCAAGGCCGCCCUGGACGAGCAGUUCGAACCGCAGAAGACGCUGUUCAUCCAGUGCGAUGUGGCUGACCAGGAACAGCUGAGAGAAACUUUUAGAAAAGUGGUAGACCACUUUGGAAGAUUGGACAUUUUGGUCAAUAAUGCUGGAGUGAAUAAUGAGAAAAACUGGGAGAAAACUCUGCAAAUUAAUUUGGUUUCUGUUAUCGGUGGAACCUACCUUGGUUUGGAUUACAUGAGUAAGCAGCAUGGAGGUCAAGGUGGCGUCAUUAUCAAUAUGUCCUCCCUGGCAGGACUCAUGCCCGUUGCACAACAGCCUGUCUACUGUGCUUCAAAACAUGGCAUCAUUGGGUUCACCCGCUCAGCUGCGAUGGCUGCUAACCUUAUGAACAGUGGUGUAAGGUUGAAUGCCAUUUGUCCAGGCUUUGUCAACACCCCCAUCCUCAAAUCCAUUGAGAAAGAAGAAAACAUGGGACAAUAUAUAGGAUAUACAGAUCAUAUCAAGGAUAUGAUGAAAUACUUUGGAAUUUUGGACCCAUCAAUGAUUGCCAAUGGAUUAAUAACCCUCAUUGAAGAUGAUGCUUUGAAUGGUGCUAUUAUGAAGAUUACAUCUUCUAAAGGAAUUCAUUUUCAAGACUAUGAUUCACCUCCAUCUCUUGCAGUCAUAACUGAAAGCAAGCACAAAUGACUUACGUCUGGCCAUUUCUCCAUUUUAUAUUGCUUUUCAAUGAAAUAUUACACUCUGAAUCUUUCUUUCAUGCAUUUGAGGUUAAUUUUUUUAAUAAUUAGUGAAGUCUCUGAAUAAAAACGUAUGACACAUUAUCAUCAACAAUACAAUACAAACCAAAGCUAAAUUGUGACUUGGGUCUCAAUAAUGACUAAAACAAAGACUAUUCAAUAAUCAAGGAACACUCUUCCUUUCGCAAAAUGUAUUUUAAUUCUUUCUGGAAAGUGUUUUUCAGCAUUUCAUUUUUAAGGAGAUACUUGAAUUGUUAUUUAAAUCACAGCAUGUUUAUUAAAACUUCCUUUGUUUCUGUUUGUACUUCAAAGCAGAAAGCCACUAUAUGACAAAGUUUUAGUACCAAUAAUUUUGUUGUAUGCCUUCUUUAUAUUUAAAUAUCCAUUUGCAUAUCAUGAAUAUUCAUGCAGCAUAUUUGAGGGCCAGUAGUUAAGUAAUAAAUUACAGUGUUACUACAUCCUAAGUGAAAAAUUGGGUUUAUGGUAAAAUGACAGAAAUUAAUUGUGACUGUUAAUUCACAGCUUAAUCUCAAACCAAUGUAAAAUAUUUCUUUUCUAUUUGUUUCUAACUUUAAUAACUUUGAGUCCAAAAAAAAUCUCAGGAAUACAACC